Molecule: messenger RNA, 2856 nt
Organism: Scleropages formosus (Asian bonytongue)
Lineage: Eukaryota; Metazoa; Chordata; Actinopteri; Osteoglossiformes; Osteoglossidae
Gene: actr10
Product: actin related protein 10
Exons: 13
Coding region: 612-1865 (417 amino acids)
Source: RefSeq, a predicted model, not a curated record
AAUUGUGUUGUCCUAUCCAUGCAAAACAAUUAUCCAAUACAAAACGAUUUUCAGGUCUUGUGCAGUGCCACUUUUCAUGUAAUACCACCUGUUAGGGCACAGGACACUACACAAAUCUGUGUUUUCUAAACCAAUUGUCAACGUCGAUUUUAUUUUCUCAUAGAAUUUUCUGAUUUCCCACGCCCCCCGGGCUCCUCCCCCCGACUGGUUCCUGGUCCUCCCUGUGCCACCUCAUUUAAAAAAUCCUGGAAUCGCUCGAGUCACUCGAAGUCCGCUACCUACGCUACGUACAUUGGUUGUAUUGGCAACUAUAAUAUUGCCUGAAACACGAUCAAAGACCCACACUCUAGAUAUUAAACAUUCUUUCGUCUUUAAAUGAAGAACCUCAAAAAUUCCUAUAUCCAUCACUGGAUUUAUCACAAGUGGAGUAUUAUGUAUUGAAUUGGACAGAAAGAUGUUUUGUUCAGGCGGAUACGGACAGCUAUGGAAAUGUGAAAGGACCCCGCCGUAGGCAGGACAGAGUGGAGAAAUUGUGUAUUGAAACGGCGAUUUGUUGCCUUUAUCCAGGCUUCAGUUUUAUGAAUUUGUAUAUUUAGUGGGUUUAUUUAGUUAUGCCGCUGUUUGAGGGCCUCGGGAGCGGCGGGGAGAAAACCGCUGUGGUCAUUGAUCUGGGAUCAUCCUACACCAAAUGUGGCUUUGCAGGUGAGACUGGGCCCAGAUGUAUCAUUCCCAGUGAGGUUCAGAAACCUGGACUGCAGCAGCCAGUUAAAGUUGUCCAGUACCACAUCAAUACGGAUGAGCUGUACUCGAACCUCAAGGACUUCAUCCAUAUGCUCUACUUCAGACACCUGCUUGUGAACCCACGGGACCGGCGGGUGGUCAUCGUCGAGUCAGUGCUCUGCCCCUCACACUUCAGGGAGACCCUCACGAAAGUCUUAUUUAAGCAUUUUGAGGUGCCCUCUGUGCUCUUCGCCCCCAGCCACCUCAUGUCCGUGCUGACUCUAGGAAUUAACUCGGCACUGGUGAUGGAUUGCGGGUACACAGAGACCCUGGUGUUGCCUGUCUAUGAAGGCAUCCCCAUUUUGUCUGCCUGGGAGGCGUUGCCGAUGGGAGGGAAGGCCAUUCACAAGGAGCUGGAGAGCCUGCUGGUGGAGCAGUGCACCGUGGACACCGAGUCCAGCACAGGACAGAGUUUACCUGCUGUGAUCAGUUCCAUUCCAGAGGAAGUCGUGGAGGACAUCAAAGUCAGGACCUGUUUUGUGAGUGAUCUCCAGAGGGGCUUGAAAAUCCAGGAGGCUAAAUUCAAUCUGGAGGGCACAGCAGAGUGUCCAGCCCCGCCCCCUGAUGUGAACUAUCCGUUGGAUGGAGAGAAGAUUAUACACAUCAAGGGAUCAAUCAGGGACUCUGUAAUGGAGAUGCUGUUCGAACAGGACAACGAGGAGAAGUCUGUGGCAACGCUGGUGCUCGAUGCUCUGGUCAAGUGCCCCAUCGACACACGCAAGGUGCUGGCCGAGAACCUUGUGGUCAUCGGCGGUACGGCCAUGCUGCCCGGCUUCCUGCACCGCCUCCUAGCGGAGAUCCGCCUGCUGGCCGAGAAGCCGAGGUACCAGCAGGUGCUCUCCAGCAGGACCUUCCGUGUGCACAGCCCACCUGCCAAGCCCAACUGCACCGCGUGGCUCGGGGGUGCAAUAUUUGGGGCCUUGCAGGACAUCCUGGGCAGCCGCUCCAUCUCGCGGGACCAGUACAACCAGACAGGCCGCACACCAGACUGGUGCUGCCUGAGCACACCACCCCCAGAGUCUAUGUAUGACACCGGCAAGACACCUCCACCGCUCAUGAAAAGGGCCUUCUCCACAGAGAAGUGAUCCCACACAACACACUAAUAACCCUGCCCUUGCACCCAUCAGCCUGAUCACCGUUUAACCUACCCUCGGACCCCCAAUCCACCUUAUGAGCAGCACUUCCUCAGACGUGCCCCCUAACCACAGGCAGCCCUCCAUCUACCAGUGUAGUUUGUGCUUAAGCUGAAGGGCAGCAGUGUCACUAAAAUUCUGGUUAGUUACCAGAACCUUUAACUAUACUGUAAAACUCUUUGACCCAUAAAUAAUGGGGCUCAUUAGAAGCCUGGCCCAACAUUGCUACCCAGCUUAAUAAGGCUAAUUUUGAUCUACAAAAUAUUUAACAUUUUUGCAUAUUAAAUAUCUGCUUACACUAUAAGGGGAGACCCGAGUCAGUGAACCUCUAACCAUUCUGGCACAUCCAUGCAAAGUGUUGGUUUCUGAAUAAUUCAUCAGAGCAUCAAUUAUUUCUUUAAGCAGUGUAAAACAUUGUUUAGCUGUAUAAUAUAACAGUAUAAUAUGUUUUGGUUAUUAUGAAGUUGAAAAUUCAUUCAUGCAUAUUCAAAUGUAUUUAUCCCCUGUGCUAAAGCAGUGCAAUUUUCAAUGUAAAAGAACUGACAAGAAUAUUUCUCACUUGUUUAAGAACAUCAUUUAAUUUUUUUCAGUUUACAUUUGAAGUUAUGUUUUGCCUUCUGUCAGUUUCAGUUCAAAUGACCAGUACUUGUGUGUCGCAAUGGAAUAAAUAGAGCUAAAUGUGUGCUGAACACGAGUGACUUCUCCAUGUAGUGGUAUGUUUGGCUUGUAUAGGCCUGGAAAAAAAAUCUCGACCUCAGUUUACAUAUUCCUACAUAAUUUCUGUUUCUCUUGUCUUCUGUUGAAUUGGAUUGCUGUUUGUAUAGUCCCCACUGCUGUAGUUUGAGCUUAAGUUAUUGUGUGGUAAUAAAACUUGUAUGACCAUGUACAAUGAACGUAAAGCUUGGAAUACGUAAGUGAAAUAAAAAAAAAAAAAAAAACAAAC